Messenger RNA from Fomitopsis serialis, 591 nucleotides. RefSeq lists its product as uncharacterized. The record is from RefSeq and is a predicted model, not a curated record. The transcript has a single exon. NCBI's taxonomy places the organism in Eukaryota, Fungi, Basidiomycota, Agaricomycetes, Polyporales, Fomitopsidaceae. The coding region runs from base 1 to 591 and encodes 196 amino acids.
AUGGCACCCACCAGCGACAACGCAUCCCAAAAACAAGUGCAGAGCCGCAGAAUCAAGCAACGUCCCAGGACGACCAAACCAUGGACCCCCACAGUCCUUAAGUUUGGGUCGCCCCUCUUGCCGCUGCCACCUCCUCCUCCCUCAAUCAUCCUCCCAUCCCUACAAUCCCCAAUCAACCCGUCCAAAGCAACGACAAUUGACGUGGAGAAUCACCCUGAGAGGAGAGGGACGAGCUGGACAUGGAUCGUCCGGACACGCCCGGCGUGCCAAAUCAGCAGAGGACUCCCAAUCAUCCUCACAUCCGGCAAUCUCCGGUCGGGCGUCGGACGAAUCCGAGGAGUUGCUGAGUUCCGGCGCCACUGGAUCACGUGGUCAAUAGAUGGCAGUCCCGAUGAUUGCGACGUCCGCGUACCGACCUCAUGGUCUAGCCUCGACGACCGAGACCGUAAUAUCCACACCCGCUUAUACCGGAUUCUAUCCCCGUCCCCACUUCCACACCCUCUCCUCAUCAAUGACUCGGUGCUCCUAGAGAGCCAGGAGACACCAUACGAAUUCGAAUCAGACACAAGCGAUGACGAGGACGGGUCAUAA